GCGGCGGGCUGCAUUCUGGCGCGGAGCGGAGCGGCGGUGGGCGCAGCUCGUGGGUCGGGCGCGGAGCGGGGGCUCAGCCUGGUCUCCCCCGACACCCCUCCCCCUCCGGCGCGAGCCCCACCCCUCCGCCGGCCAGGCCGACCCAGCCGAACUCUCCCCUGCGGCGCGAGCCCGGGGCGGCUCCGGGCGGCCCCCUGCAGACCCCCCCCACCAUGGGCAGCCAGAGCUCCAAGGCUCCCCGGGGCGACGUGACCGCCGAGGAGGCAGCAGGCGCCUCGCCCGCGAAGGCCAACGGACAGGAGAAUGGCCACGUGAAAAGCAAUGGAGACUUAUCCCCCAAAGGUGAAGGGGAGUCGCCCCCCGUGAACGGAACGGAGGACACAGCCGGGGCCACUGGUGAUGCCAUCGAGCCCGCACCCGCUAGCCAGGGCGCCGAGGCCAAGGGCGACGCCGCCCCCAAGGAGACCCCUAAGAAGAAGAAGAAAUUCUCUUUCAAGAAGCCUUUCAAAUUGAGCGGCCUGUCCUUCAAGAGAAAUCGGAAGGAGGGUGGGGGUGAUUCCUCGGCCUCCUCGCCCACCGAGGAGGAGCAGGAGCAGGGGGAGAUCGGUGCCUGCAGCGAGGAAGGUUCUGCCCAAGAAGGGGGGAAGGCUGCUGCCACCCCUGAGUGCCAGGAACCCCAGGCCAAGGGGGCAGGCGGAGACACCGAGGAGGAGGCUGGGCCCCAGGCCGCCGAGCCAUCCUCCCCCUCGGGGCCUGAGAGUGGCCCCACACCAGCCAGCGAGCAGAAUGAGUAGCUGGGUGGGGGCAGGCGGGUGAUCUCUGAGCUGCAAAAACUGUGCUGUCCUUGUGAGGUCACUGCCUGGACCUGGUGCCCUGGCUGCCUUCCUGUGCCCAGAAAGGAAGGGGCUGUUGCCCCCUCCCAGCCACGUUCCCCCUCCUCUCCCUCCUGUGGAUUCUCCCAUCAUCCAUCUGGCCUUCCUCCUGAGGCCAGUUGAAGGUGGUCCCUUGCAGUUUCCCAAGUUAGGUUAGUGACGUGAAAUGCUCCUGGCCCCUCGCCCUCCCGCCCCCCUGUCCCGCCCCUGAAGGCAAUUGCUGGUUUUCUCCCCCGUUCUUUUCCAAGUAGGUUUUGUUUACUCCCCAAAUCCCUGAGCCAGAUGUGGGGUGCCUACACUCCCAAAUCCUGAGUGUCCAAGCUUUCCCCCUGUUGCGUUUUUAGUCUCUUGUGCUGUGCCUCGUGGCACCUGGGCUGGUGCACACUGCCCCUGUCUGGGUUUUUAUAAAUGUCUUUACUUACUCAAGUUCAAACCUCCUGCUUGUGAGUCAGCUCUCUUUUGGUAAGCAAGUAUUAGGCUUUGGGGUGGAGGGAGGUCUGUAAUGUGAAACAACUUCUUGUCUCCCCGCCCCCUCCCCUGCCCCCCACUCCCAUUGUUGUAAAUAACUUUUAAUGGCCAAACUCCAGAUUUGUACUUUUUUUUUUUUUCUAACUGCUAAAACCAUUUCUCUUCCACCUGGUUUUACUGUAACAUUUGGAAAAGGAAUAAAUGUUGUCCCUUUA
Molecule: messenger RNA, 1555 nt
Organism: Sorex araneus (European shrew)
Lineage: Eukaryota; Metazoa; Chordata; Mammalia; Eulipotyphla; Soricidae
Gene: MARCKSL1
Product: MARCKS like 1
Exons: 2
Coding region: 213-794 (193 amino acids)
Biological process (GO): central nervous system development; actin filament organization
Cellular component (GO): plasma membrane; cytoplasm
Molecular function (GO): actin filament binding; calmodulin binding
Source: RefSeq, a predicted model, not a curated record